AUGAUAACUCUCGAGCUUGUCUCCGUCCGUGACGUGCACUGCACCGACGCCAUGCCGCGCUCUCCGGCGCAGGACAAGCCAUUCAUGCGAAUGAGACAGAGAGACCGAAACGCAACGAGAGAGAGAGGUGAGAAAGAACGAUCAACGAAAGAACAGAAUACAAAAAAGGGGGUGAAAAAGGAAAGAGGGUUGAAUAAUAAUAGAGAUGUCAAAGAGAGGAAACCGAAAAAGAUAAAUGGAGCAACAGUAUUCAACAGCGUGCAGUUUUCGUGUGUGUGUGUGUGUGUGUGCGAGUGUGUGUGUGUGCGAGUGUGUGUGUGUGUGCGAGUGUGUGUGUUGCGUGAGUGUGUGUGUGUGAUGCGUGAGUGUGUGUGUGUGAGUGAGUGUGAGCGACGCAAGUGCCCCGUUGAGAGGAGCCUGUGCUUGGGUUGCAGGGGCGCGCCCCGGGGGCGGGGGCGGCUGGCCGCCGGUCGCCGUUGCCGUCCCUCUCCCAGCUUCCCUCCAAGGUAG
This is a messenger RNA of Gryllus bimaculatus (two-spotted cricket), 510 nucleotides long. The record is from the annotation of a GenBank genome assembly. Lineage: Eukaryota; Metazoa; Arthropoda; Insecta; Orthoptera; Gryllidae.